Molecule: messenger RNA, 1305 nt
Organism: Scutellospora calospora
Lineage: Eukaryota; Fungi; Glomeromycota; Glomeromycetes; Diversisporales; Gigasporaceae
Source: the annotation of a GenBank genome assembly
AUGGCAUUAUCAUUACCAAAUGAAUCCUUGCAAGAAAUAUUUUCAUAUAUACAAUAUGAUAAAAAGGCCUUGCAUAGCUGUCUUUUUAUAAAUAGAAAUUGGUGUUGCAAUAUAAUACCUUUUUUAUGGAAGCAACCAUUUCAUUUUUGGAAAGAUAAUGAUGAACCAUCUCCAAAGCUCACUCGAGUAUAUUUGCAAUUCCUCUCCAACCAAUCAAGAGAACGACUUUCCACAAAACCUCUUUUGGUAUUACCAAGAGCAUCAAAACAACCUAUAUUUCAUUAUCCCACCUAUUUACAAAAUCUAGAUACAGAAAAAUUAUAUCAAGCAAGUCGAAGAUGGCUUGAAAAUAUUGAGCACUUAUUAGGAGACUUGGAUUACAAGGAAUAUUCUCGUGCAUUGGCUCAUGAACUUGGAAUUUUAUUUAUGGAACAAUGCAAAAAAAUUAUUCGACUUGAAAUACAUCAUGAAUUAGUAAUUGUAGAUUAUGAUACGGAUAAAUAUUGGUCAGAAGAACGUUAUGCGUUAUUAAAUGAUAGUACAUAUACAUCACUUCCACUUUUCUUUGGAGCGAGAAACUGUUUACGUGAUCUUCGUGAAUUUGAGUGUCAUCGACAAAAAAAAGCCGGGAUUUUGAUAAAAAUGGCAGAAUAUUGUCAUCAGAUUGAAAAAUUAGAAGUCUCUAUGUACAAUAGUGAUGAUUUAGCAUGUGACGUUGAAGCAGAAGCUAUAGGUUUAACAUAUAUUAUACAAGCACAACAAGGAUUAAAGAAAUUUAUUCUCAGUGGCAACAAAUACGAAUGGCCAAAUGUUACCGAAUCAUUUAGUAGUCAAUCCAAGACACUUACUUGUGUUGAUUUUUGUGAUCUAGAUUUUGAUCCAAUAUGUGAUCCUUUAUUGAAAUCUAUUUCUUUGUUAAACAACUUGGAGAAAUUAGCGUUUCGUUAUUGUUCACCAUUCACUGAACAAAACAUGACAUCAUUAUGUGAAGCACAUUUUCCAAACUUGAAAAAUCUGCGGAUAAGAGUAUUAGAAUUAUCACGAUAUUUUUCACCCGAAUCUCUUGAAUACUUUCUUAAAAAUUCUCAAGCACCGAUUGAAGUUUUACAUUUAGGGAGAUGUUGGAAAUUAAAUACAAAUCAUCUUGAUGUAGUUUCGAAAUAUGCAGAAUCAUCAAAACUUAAAUUGGUAAACUUGCGAUAUAUAUCAAAGAAAUUUCCACUUAAGAAAAUUAAACAUCUCCAAAGUCUCAUAGAAGAGGUAAUUACAGAAGAUUCGCCGUUGAAAGAAAAAAGGUUAUUGUAA